Messenger RNA from Centruroides sculpturatus (bark scorpion), 1051 nucleotides. Its product is annotated as non-histone chromosomal protein 6-like. NCBI's taxonomy places the organism in Eukaryota, Metazoa, Arthropoda, Arachnida, Scorpiones, Buthidae. The record is from RefSeq and is a predicted model, not a curated record. Bases 472 to 1041 code for a protein of 189 amino acids. The transcript is spliced from 5 exons.
UGCUUAUAUUUUUCAUUUUGCUUUGUAAAUGCAUGUGAUAGUUUCAUCUAAAAAUUGCUUUCAUGUUGUCCUGAAGUGAUAGCUGGAUACAUCCAUUUCAAUUAUAUUAUUGAAAAGAUGUAUAUAAUUUCACAGAAUUUUAAGAUCUAUUUUUAAGAUGAUGAUAAUUUUUCUUGGAUGUGAAAUUAUCAGUUAUCCAAGAUGGGCAUAAUCAUAAUGAUUAAAAUUAUUAUUUAAUGCAUAAUUGUCAAAAUUAAUAGGAAAUAUGUAUACAAAUAAAUGAAUACACUAGAAAACCCAUUCCAUUAAUUGUUAUAAUUAGAAAGCAAAUUCACCAAACACAUACAAUACAUUAUUGAAUUUAGGAUGAAAGUAGCAUCAAUUUGUUGUGGCAAACAAUUUAAUAUAUUAUCAAAGAGAAAUGAUGAAACCAUCCAUUAAUUUCUAAUCACAUAGGAACUGUCACCACUAAUGCCAAAGAUGAACAGUGAGACUGACAAUGAAGAUUCUAAUGAUCAACCUCCUUCCUGCACCCCAAAGGAUGAACAAGUUUUUGCUACUCCUUCAUCCUCUAAGAAGAAAACAAUGAAGAGACUAGUUACUGGUUAUAUUCUUUUUGCUAGUGAAGUAAGAAAAUCUGUUGUUGCGGCAAAUCCAGAUCGUUCAUUUGGAGAAAUAAGCCGCAUGAUUGGAACCGAAUGGCGAAAUCUUCCUGCUGCCCAAAAAGCUGAAUAUGAAGAUAGAGCACAAAAACAGAAUGAAGAAAAUGCUGCCAAAGAAGGAUUUGAUAGUUUGCCACAUUCCCCAGCUUCUGCCCAUGGUGACAGUGGAAAAGGUGGAAAUCCAGAAAAAGGAGAAAAUAUGGUGUAUGAAUGUCAAUGGGAAGGGUGUGAUUAUCAAUUUGAAGAUCAUCAAGAUCUCAUUGAUCAUCUUAUCACCGAGCCAAAUGGUCAUGUCCAUAUAUCAUAUCAAAAUGCAAAAGAAAAUGAAUUCCAAUGUUUAUGGCAAAACUGUACCCGUAUUAAAAAGAAUGUUCCGUAAGUUAAUUCAC